Messenger RNA from Plasmodium gonderi, 1176 nucleotides. RefSeq lists its product as hypothetical. Lineage: Eukaryota; Apicomplexa; Aconoidasida; Haemosporida; Plasmodiidae. The record is from RefSeq and is a predicted model, not a curated record. The coding region runs from base 1 to 1176 and encodes 391 amino acids. The transcript has 6 exons.
AUGGAAUUAAACAUUAACGUCAAAAAAGAAGAAGAAAAAAGUACGCAAAUCGAAAUAAAUAAUAUAAAUAGAAUUAUUUUGAAUAUUCUAUGCACAGAAGCAAUACGAAAGAUAAAGUUUAUUUUGCAUGUACUAAGGGAACUCGUGAAAAAAAAAACAAACAUUUUACAUGUUUACAUAACUCAUGAUAUUGACCACUUGUCCACGGACAACAGGCGCAAGAAAAUCUUCAAUACCCUACAAGAGGAAAUUGAAUUAUGUGAAAAUGAAAGUGACUACAUAGUGAUAAAGAAUAAAAUUGAGGGAUACAUUAACUCCCUUAGUGAGACCAACGAAAUAUUAUGCCAAAAUUCCCCUACCGAUAGACACAUCAAGGAGAAUAGAAAUAAAAUAAUCCAAGAUGGUUCACUACUUCUCAACGUAUUCUUAAAAAUGAAAAGGCUCAAUUUUUUUUCCGUGCUGAAAGCUCUGAAUGAAUUCAAGGAGGAGCAAAAUUUACUUUUAAAUCUAAAACAAAAUGUCUAUCACAAAAAGCAGAUUGUGCAGAUCCUAAAAGAACAAAUCAAAGAACAAAUUGAAACUACAGAGGAAAAAAAAAAAAAAAUUCAAGAACAAAUAGAAGAAAUCGAAAAAAAAAAAAAAAUCUUUUUUGUAAAAUCCAUGCUUUAUUAUAUUUACAAGAAAGAAUAUGUUCAUGCGAAUGUAUCAAAUCAUAACAUGAACAUAAAUUUUAAGCAUGCAUUCACUAAGGAAUCAAAAGAAAAGAUGGAACGGGAAUUGAAAACGUACGAUAAUAUUAACGAUUAUAUAAAGACCUUCCUGAAUAAAAGAAACGACAACCUACAAAACAUCCAUGAUGAAUUAGUUGAAUACUACCAAAAGGAAAGAUAUAAAAGGAUGCAACAGCUGGACGAGACAAAAAACGAAUUCAACAAUUUGCUCAAGGAAAUUCAGUUGAAACAGGAAAAAAUUAUAAAGUACGACGAAGUAAAUAAAUUACGAGAGGAACAAGAAAAGGAAAAAAUGAGAAAUGAGAUUGACGAAAGGGGGAAUUUGAAAAAGCAAAAUGAAUAUAUCCUAUUUCUGCAGGAUAUAGGGAGGAACAAAAUAAAAGUUUAUGAUGAGAGGAGAAAAAAAAAACUAAAAAAAAGCGCAAUGAAAAAGCAAAAAAAAUAG